UGUUUGUGUGAUUUUUUUUGUUUUUCUCACCUUUUGGGCGUGGCAAACAAGCUUGUUCCCUUAUUUAGCGCUGUUGUCAUUCUGAGAUGGCGUCGCAACCAGCUCUGAACGCUGCUGCUGCUGCUGCUGCGGCGCCCAUCAACCUUGCGCCUGGGUUUGCGCACAUUGGCUUCAAUGCAUUGCCACCAGAUCAGGCCGCGCUGUACCGAGCUCGCUCGACGGUCGAUGACGCCCCGAGCCGUGAUGACGCGCCAAGUCUCGAAGAUCAUCACGAUGAGCGCAGUCACCGCCGCCGAAGAAGACGCAGCCUCCGCCGUCGCCACAGGCACUGGAUGCGUACCGCGGUGCGAUCGCUAUUCACAGCUCCGUCGAUCGCGGCAGGCGUCGCGGUGGUUGUCGGCAAUGUCGGCGUGCGCGUUGCGACCGUUGCCACGACGCUCGUCACCCGCGCAGGCAAACUCGCUCAAGCGGUCGCGCAGCUGGAUUGGAUUCGAGGUGAAAGCGAUGAAUCGGUCGUGCUGGCGGCGGCUGCCCAGGACGAGGCGGACGCGGCCGAGAUUGCCAUUCUCGAGGCAAUGCUGCAACCCAGGCUGGCGCUGAUCACACAGCUGUACAGGCUUGCAGAGCGGUCAGUCUGGCGGACGACCAUGCACGACCGUGUCCAGUACACGGAUAGAGCAGAUGUGGUGCCAAUCUUGCAUCCCUCGAGUGUGGUGCCGCUGCCAGCUAUUCUGCACCGAGCCUUCCCAGCGCUGAGAUUCUAUGGCAAAGCAUUCGCACUCCUCGAGCUCCAAAGCGAAAAGUUUGCUGCGUCGGAGCAGCCGUUUCACUUGUCACCGGCGCUGGAUGUGGAUGUCGACCAGUAUACGCUGCACCACUACCCGAUCGAAAUGGUUCGGGCGACUUUUGCACAGCCUCCUCUGAUUCGUUUUGCCCAUGACAGCCUGGAUGCUGCCAGUGUGUCUCAAAGGGUAUUGGGCGGUGAGGCUGCAUCAUCCGUUGCGACAGACGUGACGUGCCUGCCAGACGAGAUUCUGCUGCACAUUUUCCAGUUCUUGUUGCCAUCCGUGGCCGACCUCCGCCGGAUUGCCGCGGUUUGUCGAGCAUGGAAGAGAGUUUCAGAAGACCCUUCGAUUUGGCGGGUUGUUGUCCUGAACAAGUGGCCCAUCUUUCGCGCUCCUUCGCUGCACGCGACCUUCGAGAGUCACGUUGCAUUGUACAACAACAAUGUGAAAAGCAUGUGGGCCGACGGCAUUCAGAAAGCUUGCCGUGCAACGGCUCACUUUGAGAUUUAUGCUCCCUACAAUCGCGAUGCACCCCGGACAGUGCAAUCCCAGCUCCGACACACGCGAUCGAGCGGAUGGAACAUCCAGCUUUGCCAGCAAGCAGCCGCCGACAACGAAAGCGUGAAAGUGGUUGUCACGCCGACGCUUUCUCCAGAGGUGGCAUGGAUUCGUCCAAUCAAACUCAUCAUCACGAUUUCCAGGCCCGAUGCUCCAAAGGUUCAGGAGUGGCGCUAUGCCUCGUUCGCCAGCCCGGGACACCCAUCUCGCGAUUUUUGGAUGGCACUACCUGUCCCUGAGCAAUCGGGCUCUGGUUCAACGAGUACUUUGCCAAGGCCUGUUCAAGUGGAUGUGACCCUUGUGGAUGAAGGCAUGGCAGAGCCCUUCACUUCUGACACCACCCUGAACUGGGCCGCGCGCUCCAGUCCAACUUAUCGGUGCGCGGUUGUUACGGAUGAGGACAUUGAGAGGCAUUGCGGGUUUGGCCUGUUUGACGCCAUUAUUCUGCCUUGCUACGAACUGGCCGGGGACGACACAUUGUCGGCCUUGUGCUCUGUAAUUGCCCAUCGCCACGCAAUCAGUCGCGAAGAACAAGAGUUGUGGCUUUGCUUUCCAGACUCGGGCAGCCAAGAGCUACUCUUCCAUCCUCGCAUGCUGCUCUCCCCGCACCACAUCCAAACGUGCGUGAUUCAGGACCUGGCGACGCUGUGCGGUACUCAAUCCCAUUCCUACGUGAUGCAUACAAACGUCACAGGCUUGCGCCACCACCUCAUUGCACAACUCCAGACACGCUCUUUGUGGACUCCAGCAUCGCCGUCCUCCGCAAACGCCCACACCUUUGAUUUUGUUGUCUACUUUCGCCGCAGCCAGCCAGCCGAGGAACUGGCUCGCGCUGCCAGUGCACGCUCGACCUUUGCUCGCUUUUCGGCCGGCCUUGUGGCGGAGCGUUCCGACGGCGAUGACGACGACAACUUUGAGGCGGCGAUGGGCUUGUUCAAUCGGGCAGAGCAGAGUCUUUCCGUGGACGCGUCCUCUCUGGUCUUUGCCCGAUACUUUGAUCGUGAACUGCAAAAGCUGUGGAACCUCGGAAGCAUGCUCGUCUCUACCCACGGCACUCGGAUUGACACGUUGAAGCAGUUUGUCCGAGAGCGAGCUGGGCUUGCAGCGGACGCAGACCUCGUCAUGUACACCACGUCCAGCUCAGACCCUUCGCGAACAGAAUCCGUCUUGGAAGGCGCAGUGUAUCUGCGCGAGCUCGAUUUAACCUCUGGCGAUGUGCUCUAUUUUGAGCAAUCGGCCUCCGAGUUGCAUCUCGCAACACCGACUCGGUUGCGUCGGCUUCCUCGACCGCCGCCUGCCAGACGCGUCGGCAAGGCCAUCUUUGAUUCGUCCUUGCCCUUGUUUUCCCAGCAACUCUUGGAUUCACGCUCCUCCGAGUCCGACCUGUUGCCCAAUCCCGCAGUUUUGAGCCUAGCUCGCGACUUUUACCUCGACACCACCUCGCACCCUGCCAUUCUCGUGAAGCGGCUCCCACGCGUGAAUUCUGUCAGCGAAUUCUUGGCGUGCCGCGCGCGCAUCGUGCAGGUGGAUUUGCAGCUGCCAGAAGAUCCUUUCAACGACCACCCUCUUCUCGUCUCGUUGUGUUGCGACUCGAAUGUAUUGCUCUAUCAGUUGGUCGGAGUGGCGGCCGAGCUGCUCGCCAUCUCGCCCGAGCGGAUUUCCUUGUGCCACGACCGUGGACAGCCCUGCUCUUCGUUCAUGUCCGUUCGCGGUGUUUCGGAUUGCUCGCGUGCGGCUCCGCUGCAGCGACGAUUUUGGUGCCAACGGACGCGUCAGCCGAGAAGAGUGUAUUCGUCACACGAUGGCGUGGCUAUUUUCGUGGUGGUUGAUCCAAAUCACGACGCAACGACCGAGGGUCUCGGGACAAAAACAAUACGCACCUGGUAUGAUGUCCGACGAGAGCGCAAGAGAGCUUUUGAGAGCACUCGGCGGCAACGUGCACAAGCGAGCAGCUUCUCCAACACUUUGGCAACCGAUCCGUUUGGCGGGGUGUUUGCUGAACCCAUGUAUUCAAAGCUAUCAGGUCCUACCGUUGAGGAUGUGGAUUUUACAGGUACUAUCCUCGACACGUAGUUUGCCAAUUCUACAAACCAAUAGAAAAUAAAUCGAAUUUACAAUUGUGAUA
Capsaspora owczarzaki ATCC 30864 is the source of this 3468-nucleotide messenger RNA. RefSeq lists its product as hypothetical. Gene Ontology annotation, biological process: SCF-dependent proteasomal ubiquitin-dependent protein catabolic process. The coding region runs from base 87 to 3416 and encodes 1109 amino acids. The transcript has 2 exons. Gene Ontology annotation, molecular function: protein binding. NCBI's taxonomy places the organism in Eukaryota, Filasterea, Ministeriida, Capsasporidae. Gene Ontology annotation, cellular component: SCF ubiquitin ligase complex. The record is from RefSeq and is a predicted model, not a curated record.